AUGUCUUUGGCUAAACAAGAAACGAGCUUAGAGAAGCACGUGGAUGAAAAGAAUAACGGAACGUCUACUUCUGGUGUACUAUAUGACAGUGCAAUAAUUUUAGAAGGUCAUACAAGAUCUGUGAACACAUCUAAAUUCAACCAAGAUGGGUCAUUGAUAGCUACGGGAGGUAGUAAUAAUUCAAUACAAUUAUGGAAAUUACCGACUGAAAAUGUCAAUUUAAACAUUGCAUCAUUAAAUGGACAUAAACGUGCAGUGACCUCGCUAUGUUGGUUGACAGAUGUAUUGGUAUCGGCAAGUGCAGACCAGUCCUUGGGAAUAUGGGAUACAUAUACAGCACAAAAGUUACGCAAACUAGUAGGCCACAGUAGUGUUAUAAAUCAGGUAAUUGGUUUAAAUGAGACCUCAGCAGCGUCCGUGGCAGAUGAUGGCAAAAUGAUGAUGUGGGAUUAUAGAGAAAAACACAACAUUGCAAGCAUUGAGACUGGAUUGCCUUUAUUGACGGCUUGUUGCCAAAGGGGAAAAAACAACAACACUAUAUACUUGAGUGGUAUCAAUCCUCAAAUAGUAGCAUUUGAUAUAAGAAAUCUCAAGCAGGAGUUAUGGAAAUUCAACAGUCAACUAGAUACAGUAACAAGUCUAGUCACAUCUCCCGACGGGUCGACACUAGCUAUGCGAACGUUUGAUGGCUUGGUGCGAACGUACAAUAUUAACAGAGAUCCUUCAAAGCCACCGAGUUUGGGAUCAGUACUCCUAGGCACUCCCUCCGGUGAUCAUUAUUGUUCUAUCAAAGCAUGUUUCAGUAACAACAAUGUUAAGGUUUUGUCUGGUUCAGAAGACGGCACGGUCAUAGCCUGGGAUCAUUUGAGUGGAUCUUUACUUGGUAAAUAUCAAGGACAUCAGGAUGCAGUUUAUGAAGUUGACUAUCAUCCAAAAAUGGAUAUACUUUUGAGCUGCUCCGCAGAUGGCACAGCGAUUGUAAGAGAGCUAUGGCAAUAA
Molecule: messenger RNA, 999 nt
Organism: Lodderomyces oxycetoniae
Lineage: Eukaryota; Fungi; Ascomycota; Pichiomycetes; Serinales; Debaryomycetaceae
Product: WD40 repeat domain-containing protein
Exons: 1
Coding region: 1-999 (332 amino acids)
Cellular component (GO): catalytic step 2 spliceosome
Molecular function (GO): protein binding; RNA binding
Source: RefSeq, a predicted model, not a curated record